UACGUGAUCACAGUGGAAAGAACCUUGAAUCGUGUUCGUAUUUCUCGUAGAUUUGAUUGUAUUCUAUAUUCCAGAGUUGGAUAUCAUAUAAAUAAAUAUUCUACAUAUCUAGUAUUUUGCUGUGAAUCGUAUCCAAAGUGCUUUAAAUAAUAAUUAAAGGUCAAUAUGUAUACAAGAAGCAGACAAAGCCAAGGCUAUACUGCAAGAAACCAAACUAACCCAAAUGUAGGCUACCAGGGUCCAAAUGUUUACAAUCAAGGAGGCUUGCAAGGCUCACAACAGUUUCCUAAUCAGCAGAACAAUUAUAAGCAAGGAAAUGCGCAAAAUCCUCAAGCAUUUAAGCAACAACAACCGCAUCAACAGCAGCAGCAGAUUCCAUCAAGAAAUUUACAACAAGGAAAACCCCAGCAGCCACAGCAACAAUCACAGCAACAAAUUAAACAACUGCAGCAACCUAUUUCAAACUCACCUCAAACUCAACCACAACAACAAAUUAAACAACUGCAGCAACCUAUUUCAAACUCACCUCAAACGCAAUCACAACCCCAAAUUCAAUCUGUUCCUCAACCUCCACCUCAACCUCAACCUCAACCUCAACAGCAUCAACAACAACAACAGUCCCAAGCUCAGCUUCAAUCUCCAGGUCAACCUCAACGAUUGAAGCCAAUUUUGAAACAAACUUCUCAUACUCCCCCACAGACUGCACCAGUUGUACAGAGUAAUCCUGCUCCAUCUCCACAACCAUUGAUUCCUACUCCAACACCUCCGACAACUAAUUCUAAUCCUACACCACAAAUACCUAAUAAUGCUUCUGAAACGCAAGCCGAUGAUCAAGUGUCUGAGAAUAAUGAUGUCGAAAUGUUGGACCAACAACGAAAAUGGAAACGUAAAGUACCUGGAUAUAGGGUAAACAAAAGACUAAAGCGACUCCGUUUGAAUCAACGUUUAAGGAAAACAUUGCAACCAAAGAAUGCAAUUAUGGUAUUAAAUGAAAUGAAAGCUGGAGUACAAUUCACAUUUCCUGAAGCUCAGGGAAUGCCAAACUCUCUUUAUCUCGUUCAUGCAGAGCUCGACAGUAAAACCUAUGUUGGACAAGGAUUGUCUAAACCACUUGCUCGACAAAAUGCUGCUGAGAAUGCAUUGAAAGCCUUGUUACUUGAGAAAAUGACAGCAGCAUCUAUGAAAGCACGUAUGGAUGCUGAGUUAGAUGGAUCUGUAAGUCAAUCUACAGAAAUAUCUAAUAUAUCAAAAGAUGAUAGUAAUGAAGAAGGUGUAACACCUAUGGAUACUACUACUGACGAGAAUGAUGAAAUUCCAUGGAGUUCUUUGGCUAGUUUUGCACUGUAUAAACUUUUCCUUGAAUGGCACAAUCAAGGAACAUCAGUUCCAGUCUCAAGACCUGGAUUACCAUCACCUGUUAAGGGAAAUAAAAAAGAGACUUUGCAGGGUCCAAAACCUCUGGUUCAGAAAGAACUUCCCCCAAAUGCCACGAACAUACAUCCUGUAAUGUUAUUAAACCAAAUGAGACCAGGUUUAACAUAUUCAGAGCUAAAUCGUGUUGGUAAUCCACCCAACACAAUGUUUACUCUUGCUGUAGAAAUUGAUGGUGUUGAAUAUACAGGAACAGCUAAAAACAAGAAAGAUGCCAAGAAAAUAGCUGCAAAAUCGGCACUAUUAGCAUUGUAUGAUUUGACCUAUCCAGAAGAAGGUAAACUAAUGCUGGAAGAUCAACCAAUGGCUUAGAACAAUGACAUUUGGAUAAUUUUAAUGAAUUGUGUUUUAAUUUUAUCUCUUCAAUUUAUAUAUUGCGUGGAAUGAC
Messenger RNA from Dufourea novaeangliae, 1819 nucleotides. RefSeq names its product interleukin enhancer-binding factor 3 homolog. Gene Ontology annotation, molecular function: tRNA-specific adenosine deaminase activity; double-stranded RNA binding; double-stranded RNA adenosine deaminase activity. The transcript has 6 exons. Lineage: Eukaryota; Metazoa; Arthropoda; Insecta; Hymenoptera; Halictidae. Gene Ontology annotation, cellular component: nucleolus; cytoplasm. Gene Ontology annotation, biological process: RNA processing; adenosine to inosine editing. The record is from RefSeq and is a predicted model, not a curated record. Bases 166 to 1743 code for a protein of 525 amino acids.